UGGCCAAAGGACCACGAAAUUUCCGUCUGCUUGAGGAGCUCGAGAAGGGCGAGAAGGGCAUCGGCGAUGGCUCGUGCUCGUAUGGAUUAGAGGACGGCGACGAUAUCCUGAUGAGCAACUGGAAUGGCACUAUCAUCGGGCCAGGGCAUGCCGUGCACGAGAAUCGCAUCUACAGCCUCAAGAUAACGUGCGGAUCCUCCUAUCCCGAUACGCGGCCAGAAGUACAGUUCAUCUCGCGCGUGAACCUCCCUUUUGUCAACCAGACGAACGGAAAUGUCGACCCCACCAAGCUGCCUGUCCUUGCAAGUUGGAACAGGAAUUUCAGUAUUGAAACCAUUCUCGUCGAGAUUAGAAAGGAGAUGGCAUCGUUCAAUAACCGAAAGCUGCCACAACCGCCUGAGGGAUCGACUUUCUAGA
Cyclocybe aegerita is the source of this 417-nucleotide messenger RNA. The record is from the annotation of a GenBank genome assembly. NCBI's taxonomy places the organism in Eukaryota, Fungi, Basidiomycota, Agaricomycetes, Agaricales, Hemipholiotaceae.